Messenger RNA from Ailuropoda melanoleuca (giant panda), 2307 nucleotides. RefSeq names its product olfactory receptor 10AD1. The record is from RefSeq and is a predicted model, not a curated record. Gene Ontology annotation, cellular component: membrane. The transcript has 2 exons. Bases 1 to 1071 code for a protein of 356 amino acids. Gene Ontology annotation, molecular function: G protein-coupled receptor activity; olfactory receptor activity. Gene Ontology annotation, biological process: G protein-coupled receptor signaling pathway. Lineage: Eukaryota; Metazoa; Chordata; Mammalia; Carnivora; Ursidae.
AUGCACUGCGUGGGUGGUCGAUGCAGCAGCACCAACCACUGGGAGAGGGAGUCUGGAAAGAGGGUGGAUGACUGCCCUCUACAGCCUUGCCAUGGCCAUGAAUGGNGGUCCAAGACAGUGGACCUAAGGAAUGGCAGCACAAUGACAGAGUUUAUCCUCGUGGGCUUUGAGCAGAGCUCCUCUUCCACUCGGGCAUUGCUCUUUGCCCUCUUCCUAGCCCUCUACAGCCUUGCCAUGGCCAUGAAUGGCCUCAUCAUCUUCAUCACCUGGACAGACCCCAGGCUCAACAGCCCCAUGUACUUCUUCCUUGGCCACCUGUCCUUCCUGGAUGUCUGCUUCAUCACCACCACCAUCCCACAGAUGCUGAUCCACCUGGUGGUCAAGAACCACAUUGUCUCCUUUGUCCCUUGCUCGACCCAGAUGUACUUCGUCUUCUGCGUGGGAGUGGCCAAGUGCAUCCUCUUGGCUUUUAUGGCCUAUGACCGUUAUGUUGCCAUCUGCCACCCACUCAGCUAUGCCCAGAUCAUGAGCCGGCAGGUCUGCAUGAAGCUGGUGAGUACUGCCUGGUUCUUUGGGCUGAUCAAUGGCAUCUUUCUUGAGUAUAUGUCAUUCCGGAAUCCCUUCUGUAGAGACAACCACAUAGAAAACUUCUUCUGUGAGGCCCCCAUAGUGAUCGCUCUCUCUUGUGGAGACCCCCAGUUUAGUCUGAAGAUGAUCUUUGCCGAUGCCAUCGUGGUGCUGCUCAGCCCCAUGGUGCUCAUUGUCAUCUCUUAUGCUCGUAUCCUGGCCUCCAUCCUUGGCAGAGCCUCCUCCUCAGGUCGUGGAAAGACCUUUUCUACUUGCGCUUCCCACCUGACUGUGGUCAUCUUUCUCUACACCUCAGCCAUGUUCUCUUAUAUGAACCCUCGCAGCACACAUGACCCUGACAAAGACAAGCCCUUCUCCCUCCUCGACACCAUCAUCACCCCCAUGUGCAACCCCAUCAUCUAUAGUUUUCGAAACAAGGAAAUGAAGGGGGCCAUGUUGAGGGCCCUUGGGAAGACCAGCCUGGCCCAGGCAGGGGCUGUCUAGUGAGAAGCCUCCUGGAAGAGAAGCUCCCCCCCGGCCCCAGCCCUGACAAUUGGAUAAUUCUGCAAUGCUGAAAGGCUCUAGGAAGGAGCAUUCAUAGUUUUCUUCCUACUACCAUCAGAUCUGGAAGAUCAUGUCAGUGUCUAAUGCUCUUCUGUCUGAUUUCACUUCAAGUGUUGUUUUCUCUUGGUCCUUUCUCAGGAUAAUUUGAGACUUUCCUAUGUUUUUCUUCUAUGUUGUCACAACAGGAUCUUACAAAGACAUUAAUGCACUUAACUCCAUUUCAUUUUAUUUGUACAGCACUUUUACACACUCUUCCCAGCCUGAGUUUUGCAUUUACAUUUAGAAGUAAAGUUUUCUUCUCAUUCAACUUGCCAUUUUAGUCUUCUUUUCUUUCUCACAUUCCACUCUCAUAUUCUGAAUCCAUUUCAACCACCCCGACCUCUACAUAAGAAAAAGUAGCAGGAAAAGUUAAGAAAAGGGGAAUUAGGGAGCAGUAUUGACAUUAAGAAAAGUCAGAGAAAAGAAGAAAAUGAAAAAGAUCAUCAGCCUGAAUUCCAUAUCUUAGCCUCCACUAGCCCAUGAGGGAGACCUUAUAGUGGCAUUAAAUUGCCACCAUAAUAAUGCAUUCAAUUUAACUUUAUGCUUGUGUGUUGUUGAGGAAAGGAAGGUGAGAGAGGCUAGUGUGUCAAACCCCUUCUCCUAAAUCUUCUAGUUUCCUAGGUAAUAAGAUUCCUUGAUAUUUCCCUUCUGACCCAAGUAGUCAAUGCCUCUGCCAAGCUUCUCAGACUACUAGUUUCCUUCCCUGGCAUAGACUCUCAAUUAACUCCCCUCUCCCUAGUGUCUUCCUUUUUUCCCAACCAUCUUUCAUUUCAUUCCAACUCAAUCCUAUUGCACCUUACUUCCCAUCUUAAAUGGAUACAUUUCAUUUCCUGUGCUUUAAGGAACACCUCUCCACACUACCUUUACCAUUGCAGAAGCCUUUCCAUUUGCAACUCUGACCUCUCUCACUUCCUCUAACUUCUCUCCUUAACCACAUUUAACAUCCCUUGAGAGGGUUAUUAUAUUUUUAGCCAUUCUCUUUCUUUGAAAAUUGCAUUUUUCCUCAUGCCCCUUUCAUAAUAAUAGAAAAGGGACGUCUGGGUGGCUCAGUUGGUUAAGCAUCUGCCUUUGGCUCAAGUCAUGAUCCCAGAGUCCUGGGAUUGAGUCCUGUGUCAGACUCGCUGCUGAGGGAGCCUG